UCUCUCAUUGUCACCACAUCGUAAAACACACAAACAUAAAGUUAAUAUGUCUACUACCGAAGAAAUAUCAACCGUCAAAAACACAACAACUCCGGUCGACGGCGUUGCUUCAUCCUCCACCGUCAAGAACACAACUCCGGUCGACGGUGUUGCCCCAUCCUCCAUCGUCCGAGCUACCAUCAUCCAAUCCUCCACCGUCUAUAAUGAUACCCCUGCCACUCUAGACAAGGCGGAGAAGUUUAUUAUCGAAGCGGCCAGCCAAGGAGCCAAGCUAGUUUUGUUCCCGGAAGCGUUUAUCGGAGGUUACCCUCGCGGGUUUAGGUUUGGUCUAGCGGUCGGAGUGCACAACGAGGACGGUCGUGAUGAGUUUCGCAAGUACCAUGCUUCCGCUAUCAAAGUUCCUGGCCCGGAAGUAGAUAGAUUGGCUGAGCUGGCCGGGAAACAUAAUGUGCACUUGGUAAUGGGGGCGAUAGAGAAGGAUGGGUAUACACUUUAUUGCACUGCCCUUUUCUUUAGUCCUCAAGGUCGGUUCAUGGGUAAGCAUCGUAAAGUCAUGCCUACAUCUUUGGAACGUUGCAUAUGGGGUCAAGGGGACGGAUCAACCAUCCCCGUUUACGACACUCCAAUUGGCAAAAUCGGUGCUGCGAUUUGCUGGGAAAAUAGGAUGCCCCUAUACAGAACUGCAUUGUACGCAAAAGGAAUUGAGAUUUAUUGUGCACCUACUGCUGAUUAUUCUUUGGAAUGGCAAGCGUCGAUGAUUCACAUUGCGGUCGAAGGUGGAUGUUUCGUGUUGUCGGCGCACCAGCUCUGCAAGCGCAAAGAUUUCCCUGACCAUCCUGAUUACGCGUUUAAUGAAAUAGCAGACGAGAAACAUCAUGAUCCUACAGUCUCCAAAGGCGGAAGUGUCAUUAUUUCACCUUUGGGAAAGGUUCUUGCCGGACCAAACUAUGAAUCAGAGGGUCUCAUCACAGCUGAUCUUGAUCUUGGUGAUAUAGCAAGAGCCAAGUUAUAUUUCGAUGUGGUCGGACAUUACUCAAAGCCAGAUAUUUUUAACUUGACUGUAAAUGAGCACCCAAAGAAACCUGUUACAUUCAUGACUAAGGUGGAGAAAGCAGAGGAUGACUCAAACAAAUAGUCGAAAUUCGUAAUUCGUCUACUGGAGUACUUAAGCCAUGUUAUAUAAUGGAUUCUAGUUCGAAUUGUUUGGUUGAAUUUUAAAAGUUUAUAUUAAAGCUUGUUUUAUCUUUCUCUUCAAUAAUGUAAGAUUAACUCAUUGAAAAUGGUUAAGAUCUAUGUUGUUUGAUAACUCUUCCUCUUAUAUAUGUUCAAAGGUUGUACCAUUAAAUUUUUAAUCUAAUUUGAGUGUUGUUGAA
Capsella rubella is the source of this 1373-nucleotide messenger RNA. RefSeq names its product nitrilase 3. The transcript has 5 exons. The record is from RefSeq and is a predicted model, not a curated record. Gene Ontology annotation, molecular function: nitrilase activity; nitrile hydratase activity. Bases 47 to 1135 code for a protein of 362 amino acids. Gene Ontology annotation, biological process: detoxification of nitrogen compound. Lineage: Eukaryota; Viridiplantae; Streptophyta; Magnoliopsida; Brassicales; Brassicaceae.